Molecule: messenger RNA, 2188 nt
Organism: Perognathus longimembris pacificus (Pacific pocket mouse)
Lineage: Eukaryota; Metazoa; Chordata; Mammalia; Rodentia; Heteromyidae
Gene: Arrb2
Product: arrestin beta 2
Exons: 14
Coding region: 731-1723 (330 amino acids)
Biological process (GO): positive regulation of ERK1 and ERK2 cascade; signal transduction; G protein-coupled receptor internalization
Cellular component (GO): cytoplasm
Molecular function (GO): angiotensin receptor binding
Source: RefSeq, a predicted model, not a curated record
GAAGAAAUGUGAGGGACCUUCUGGGAAGAAAUUGGGUGUAAAGCUUCAAACCAGGGAUCCAGGGUGAGCUCUGCUUCUGCUUCUAGGGUGGGAGGGGUAAAAUCCUGGUGUGGGGUUCCCUACUGAGUCUGAGGGAGGCAGUGGGGUCUCCCUUUCUGUUUUGUUAGGGUCUUCAAGAAGUCCAGCCCUAACUGCAAGGCUAUAGCCUGUUUAUUCAAGAGCCCCUGAGGAGACCUAGUGAGGCUGCCAGCUGCUAACCAGCUGGUCCAGCAGUCCUCUCUGAGGACACACACACUCAACUGGUGAGUCAGGUGUGAAAAGCAUUAAGGGAGCAGCUAAAAAACCUAAAUUUGGUUGGGUGGUCUGGAAAAACCCCAUCACCCUUACCUAUUGGGAGAAUCUCCUUUCCCAUAGUCCACUCUGGAGAGCCCAAAAGGAGAUAGCCACUUACGAGGGCUCUGAUCUCUGGUCACCAUCCUCCCCAAUCUUCCCUGUUAACUUUUGACAUCCUCAGCUCACCGUGUACUUGGGCAAGCGGGAUUUUGUAGAUCACCUGGACAAAGUGGAUCCUGUAGAUGGUGUGGUGCUGGUGGAUCCUGACUACUUGAAGGACCGAAAAGUGUUUGUGACCCUUACCUGCGCCUUCCGCUAUGGCCGAGAAGACCUGGAUGUGCUGGGCUUGUCCUUCCGCAAAGACCUGUUCAUCGCCACCUACCAGGCCUUCCCCCCAAUGCCCAACCCACCCCGGCCCCCUACCCGCCUGCAGGAUCGGUUGCUGAGGAAACUGGGCCAGCAUGCCCACCCCUUUUUUUUCACAAUACCCCAGAAUCUGCCCUGUUCAGUUACAUUGCAGCCAGGACCAGAGGACACAGGAAAGGCCUGUGGGGUAGACUUUGAGAUUCGAGCCUUCUGUGCCAAAUCACUAGAAGAGAAAAGCCACAAAAGGAACUCUGUCCGUCUGGUGAUCCGAAAGGUGCAGUUUGCCCCAGAGAAGCCCGGCCCCCAACCUUCAGCGGAAACCACUCGCCACUUCCUCAUGUCUGACCGCUCCUUGCACCUGGAGGCCUCCCUAGACAAGGAGCUGUACUACCAUGGGGAGCCCCUCAAUGUCAAUGUCCAUGUCACCAACAACUCCGCCAAGACUGUCAAGAAGAUCAGAGUAUCUGUGAGACAGUAUGCCGACAUCUGCCUCUUCAGCACUGCACAGUACAAAUGUCCUGUGGCACAGCUUGAGCAAGAUGACCAGGUAUCUCCCAGUUCCACAUUCUGUAAGGUGUACACCAUAACCCCGCUGCUCAGCGACAACCGGGAGAAGCGUGGCCUUGCGCUGGAUGGGAAGCUCAAGCAUGAAGACACCAACCUGGCUUCCAGCACCAUUGUGAAGGAGGGUGCCAAUAAGGAGGUGCUGGGGAUCCUGGUGUCCUAUAGGGUCAAAGUGAAGUUGGUGGUGUCUCGAGGCGGGGAUGUCUCAGUGGAGCUACCUUUUGUUCUUAUGCACCCCAAGCCCCAUGACCACAUCACCCUCCCCAGACCCCAGACAGUGCCUGCCCACCCACCCUCUUCCCUUCCCCCAGCCGCUCCAGAGACAGAUGUCCCUGUGGAUACCAACCUCAUUGAAUUCGACACCAACUAUGCCACGGAUGAUGACAUUGUGUUUGAGGACUUUGCCCGGCUUCGGCUGAAGGGGAUGAAGGAUGACGACUAUGAUGACCAGUUCUGCUAGGAAGGGGGGCUGGAAGAAGGGAGAAGAUGGUGCUGGGAGAGGUAGGGGCAGGACCAAGAUCCCACUGUGAGAGGGGUGGGGAGGUGUCCCAUUUUUUUCCCUCCUUCCGCUCCAUCCAGCAGGUUCCUCAACCAACCCCUCAACUCCCUCUCUCCCCAAGAUACACACUGGACUCAUUGCUUGUUCAAAGUGGGCAUUAAUCUUUUGACUACAUACAGCUGUUUAUCCACACACACACAUAGAGUGGGCAGGCUGGGUUUACACCUAAAUGUUUUACAGGGGGCCACUGAAAACAAGGACAGUAGGAAAGUUGGGGGAGAAAGAACUCCCAUAUUCAGCCUCAUGCCAGCACACCCCUCCUUGUCACCAUCUGCCUGCUAUUCCUUCACCAUGAGACCCUGUGAGGAAAGGCCAUUUCUUUGUUUCUGAACAUGAAGAAAAUAAACCUUUUAAUAGGUAUGAGUG